Psammomys obesus (fat sand rat) is the source of this 642-nucleotide messenger RNA. RefSeq names its product interferon alpha-1-like. The transcript has a single exon. Lineage: Eukaryota; Metazoa; Chordata; Mammalia; Rodentia; Muridae. Gene Ontology annotation, cellular component: extracellular region. Gene Ontology annotation, biological process: cytokine-mediated signaling pathway; T cell activation involved in immune response; humoral immune response. Gene Ontology annotation, molecular function: cytokine activity; type I interferon receptor binding. The record is from RefSeq and is a predicted model, not a curated record. Bases 121 to 642 code for a protein of 173 amino acids.
UGUGGCUCAGCGGUUAAGAUCACCGACCGCCCUUCCAGCGCUCCCGAGUUCGAGGCCACGACAACCAUUCUGUACGCGCGCAAUCCCUGCUGGCCGAGGACGGAACAACAACGCUCUGCGAUGCUGCUGCUGCCUCUGCUCCUGAUGGGAGGUGCGCUGCCGCUGGACGGAAGCACAGCCUCCUCCCUUGAUUGGGGAACAUCAGGAGAGUUGAAGAGUGUGCCACCUCACCGGUGCCUGCAGGACAGAACCGAUUUCCGAUGUCCCUGGAAGAAAGGAGCUGACGAGCGGGAGAAAUGGCAGGAAGCCACCAGUUGCUACCCCGAGGUGAUCGGGCAGGUCCACCAUCUCGUCUACUCAGACAUCGGCAGAGAUGCCUGGCCACAGAAGGUUAUAGACAAGCUACUCACUAAUGUGCACAGUGAUCUCCAAGACACUCAGUGGGGGCCAGCGCAGCAAGACACUCAGCGGGAGCCCGCGCAGCCGGGCCCGGCCUGUCCGCCACCUUUCCCCACAGACAUUCGCAAGUACUUCCGAAGAAUCUCCCGCUACCUGAAGGCCAAGGGGUACAGCCCUUGCUCCUGGGAGAUCGUCGGGGCAGAAAUGCAAGUGGCACUUUCCGGGUUCCCAGGGUCGGCCUAA